AUGAGCGAGGAGAUAUUCGACCGCGAAGAGGACCUCGAGAUUCGCGAGGGCCACGUUCAGCGACGCUGGGACACGGUCGUGCGAGAGGCAAGCCUGCACGCCGAUUCCGUCAAGAGACUUGCGGAGCGCGAACAGGCAGUCCAACAGGGUGAGGAAGAGGUGAAGAGCAAGGAGCGUCGAUUGCAGUUUCUCGACGACCUGAUGAGCGACGAGACCGCGUCGGAGUUGACACGACGCCCUGGUCGUACACCAACCUGGGACGACCUGCGCUCCGCCUACCGCGAUACCAUGCUCCACGCGGACGCCGAGCUGCGGCAGUCUCUCACCAACGGCCCCAGCCUCUCGGUCCCCUACCCUACCUCACCUGGCGGGCAGAUGGACUUCGCACCUACCGCCACCUCUCCGGCCUCACCACCCCAAGAGCAAGACGUCGGAUCCCUCCUCACGUCACCGACAUCUCCAGUCGAGCACAAUCGCGACGAGUACGACUUCUUCCCACCAACGCUCCCAGCCAAUGUCUUCCCUCCAAUGCCAGCAGUCAUGGCCCCAGAGUCGCCACUGCGGCCUCGUCGUCGAGAUCCUGGACAUGCUCCUCCACCAAGGACCAAGAACCCGAUUCAUCUAUACACGGGCAAGCCCAUCCUCAACUACAACCCGAACAGCUUCGAUCCCGCCAACAACCCCUGGGCAGGAGAUCCUCGACUCAAGUUCGAUUGA
This is a messenger RNA of Zasmidium cellare ATCC 36951, 717 nucleotides long. RefSeq lists its product as uncharacterized. The record is from RefSeq and is a predicted model, not a curated record. NCBI's taxonomy places the organism in Eukaryota, Fungi, Ascomycota, Dothideomycetes, Mycosphaerellales, Mycosphaerellaceae. The coding region runs from base 1 to 717 and encodes 238 amino acids. The transcript is spliced from 2 exons.